Phytophthora infestans T30-4 is the source of this 770-nucleotide messenger RNA. RefSeq lists its product as uncharacterized. The transcript is spliced from 2 exons. The coding region runs from base 297 to 770 and encodes 157 amino acids. The record is from RefSeq and is a predicted model, not a curated record. Lineage: Eukaryota; Oomycota; Peronosporomycetes; Peronosporales; Peronosporaceae.
CAAGGUCAAGCAUGACGUUCACUCUACCGGAAGAUACGAUUCCUAAGCUGAAGCUGUCCAAGACACUUCGAGCGGCGCUGAUUCAUGAGGCCGAGAGUAUCGUGUGCGAAACAAUUCAAGCGAAUGACGCAUUUCUAAAUGAUGGUUCUUGCUUCCCUGCUUCUGACUGGCGAUUCGUACGAGCAAAGCAAGGGCUGAAUGUGUAUUGCCAACGGGCAGAGUCCAUUAAACGGUCUUCCUCGCGGAAAACGGGGCUGGUUUCGCCCUUAUCUCCAGGCAUAACGCGGGAUUCAUCAAUGACUCUUUCGCGUUCCGAGAAAUCGAAGCGAACAGGGAAAUCCCUCAUGGUCUUACACGGAGCUAUCGAUGGGAAUCUCGACGACUGUAUGUUCGGCUCCUUUGCUACUACCGAGGAGACGUGGAGGUGGAGGAGCUCGUACGUUUACGAGGGACUCGACGAAGCUCGACUGUUGGCUACAAUCAGAGGACCGACUCCCGAAGAUCCUUUUCGCUUUCUGGGUCUCAAGUGGUUCACAAAAGAACUCCCAUCCGUACUGUCGGGGAUUAUGCAGCAGCGAGACUUUCUCAUCAUCGAGGCUACGGGACUCACGCGUGACUCAAACGGUGAACGAGUUGGCUACUUUCUGAUGCACUCGAAAGCUCACAUGGCUCGUCAAGAACAAGCAGGAGCGAAUGUCAGCGAGACGUUGUCGAACGCGUCGACAGAGUGGCGCUUUCCCUCGUUCCACGCGCUGUCAGGUAUGCGAUAA